Molecule: messenger RNA, 2241 nt
Organism: Tuber aestivum (summer truffle)
Lineage: Eukaryota; Fungi; Ascomycota; Pezizomycetes; Pezizales; Tuberaceae
Source: the annotation of a GenBank genome assembly
GGGCCGGGCAAUGAAAAGGAGCUGCAUUCUCCACACCUCUUCUCCGUUCUUCACGAAUCCGCACACGAAUUGAUAUCGCACACAAUGGCUGAGUCGAAUCUACCACCACUUAGAAUCCUCUCGCUUGAUGGCGGGGGAGUCCGUGGAUUGAGCUCGUUGAUGAUACUACAGGAUAUCAUGACCACCAUAUCGCAGCACGAGAAAUCCUCCAACAUUCGCCCGAAGCACGACGACACACCAUUGAAGCCCUGCGAAUACUUUGACAUCAUCGGCGGGACAUCUACCGGUGGAAUCAUCGCCAUUCUACUCUCCCGUCUGCGCCUAGACGUACCGACAUGUAUAAGCAUCUACACUCGGCUCGCGGAGGAAAUAUUCAGCAAGGACCGCUCAGUUAGGAUAUUUGGAACGCCGCUCCGGUUUGCGGGGGCCCGGUUCUCGGGGGUUGUAUUGGAGAAAGCUAUCAAGCGGGUGUUGGCCGAGAAAGGCUUCGACCCGGAGGAGAGAAUGUUCGACGAGACGCUCUCGCUACGCGAGCAGGAGAUCCGUCGUCGGGUGGAUACCGACCAGCUCGCUAAAUUAGAAGUAACCCAUAGUGGCGGUGUCCGGGACGUGAUCGAGAAGAAAACCUGGCGAAGAUCUACAAACACCAAUCUCUUGCUCGCUCGCGACCCCCAGUCUACGCCGGGUCCAAACACACCUAGUGCACAACCCCACGAGCCGGGCUGCCACGGUAUAGUCGUAGCAGUCUACAAGCACGCCGUCGGCGUACCGAAACUGUUUCACACAAACGAUCCCACCGACCGCAAGACCAAAAUCUGGCAGGCCCUCCGAGCGACCUCUGCAGCCCCAACCUUUUUCGACGAGAUCACGUUCGGCACGCCCAAGAUCACCUAUAUUGACGGCGGUCUCGGCUAUAAUUCCCCGUGCGCCGAAAUCGAUUUUGAGGCCAAAGCCCGCUGGCCCGGUCGGGAAAUCGGUGUAAUUGUUAGCAUCGGUACCGGUUUACAAACCAUCCCAGCUAUAAGACGUGGGUUGCGCUGGCUGCCCUUCGGUCUUCAUCGCGAACUGUCACUCGCGGGUGCGCUCGUGGCGAUGGCGACAAGCACGGCGAGAGUUGAUAAUGAGGUGCAGAGGAUGUAUAGGGACGCGCAAACAGAGUAUUACCGCUGGGACGUCGAUUCGGGCCUUGGUGAAAUUUCUCUCGAGCAGUGGAUGAAGGAAGAUGAGAUGGGGAGUGUUACGAGACGGUACCUGGACGAUUCUGAUCAAGUUAUACGCAGGCAAAAGUUGGCUAGAACGAUCGUUGGGAUUUCGACCAAGAGGAGAGUCGUUGAGUGUUCUGCUGGGAGGUUUGCUAUCGCCCCAGUGCCUGUAGGGGAAGAGGCUGCGAGUUGGUCGUUGGAAAACAUGUUCCUCCAGGGCGUACCAAAAAACAGCCGUUCAAGUCCAGUACCGGUACCUGUCCUCGAAGACCUAGAUAAUGACGGCACCCGCACCGAGUCACAAAUCCUGACCUGCAACCGCGCCGUCACUUCCUCUUUAGACCUCCGAACACUAAUUUCCGGCGUCCCUACAGGCCGCUAUAAGCUUCGCUAUAUCCUCCGCUCUUCAGCACCGACAUCUUCACCAUCCCCCCUUCGCCCGCCAGAAGACUUGAUCCUCUCAGCCGGGAAGCCAUACGAUGCAAAGACGUUCACGAACCGCUUCGUCGAUAGGUACAUUUCCACGGACAUUGUUCCUACACUGCUACAGCCGGAUGCAGUGAGGGUUAGGAUUACCGCUCAGCAGUGGGCUGUAGAGGAGCAGCAGGACGGUCAUAGUGGAUGGUUUGAGGUUUCCGGAGAUGCGGAGGUGGUGGUCGGUGCUAGCGGGCACGUUGGAGUUGUGCUUAGCUGUAUUGAGAAAGACGGAGGAGGGGAUGGUGGCCAGAUUUCCGGUGGGUGGGGGUUCGGGGGUGUGAGGUUGGUACCAAUCUAGAUGGUUUUCAUUUGCGGUAGGUAGCGGUGAUGGGGAGCGUUUGUAUGAGUGGUGGCGGUGGUAUAAGUUAUGUUGCACAGCACCUGCAUUUAGCGACCGGUGGCUUUGUUCAAUUUUUAGUUUUGUGCUUUUUUUCUUUCGUCCUUUGUUUCUUCAUCCCACAAGAGAUAACAAGCAUGGCGUUCAGCCCAGUCUUGUUUGAUUUUGUGAGCCCUUUCUGCUAUUUCCAUGUCAAUUAAAAUACAAUAGAUUAUCAUGUCCGUC